CACCUGCAGAUAUGGUUUAUUGUCUUUUCUACCACGCUUUCUCUAUUACCAGUUCAAAAAGUACAGCAACAUAUAUUUUCUCAUGGUUUCUUUACUGCAAAUGUCUCACUUUUUCUUCACCUUUAAGCAAAUUCCUGGCAUCAGCCCCACUGGCCGUUACCCUACAGCUGUUCCGUUCUUAUUUACUCUUCUUCUCUCUGCCAUGAAGGAACUUUAUGAAGAUUACGUGAGAAGGAAGUUUGAUGAAAAAGUGAAUUGUAGAAAAACGACUGUUUUAAGAGAUGGAAAAUGGAUUAGCAAAAUGUGGAAAGAGAUUAUCAGCGCGAAAUAUUUUCCAUUACUGUUUCUAAGAAAAGUAGUCGUUGGCGAUAUCUUAAAAGUGCGUAAUGGUGAACUUUUUCCUGCAGAUCUAUUAUUGCUGACGUCAAGUGAAGGGAACGGAGCGUGUUAUGUAGAGACGUCAAAAAUAGAUGGCGAAACUAAUUUAAAAGUUCGCAGUGCUUUGCAAUGUACAUCUCAUUUGAAGAAUGUGAAGGAUAUCGGCUCGUUUUUUCGUGAAAUUGAGUGUGAAGAGCCAAACGAAAGUAUAAACGACUUUAAUGGUACACUUAUUACGGAGGAUGGUCAGAAGUGGUCUUUAGAAGUGGAACAAUUACUGCUUCGUGGUGCUAUUUUAAAGAUGACAGAGUGGGUUUGUGCCGUAGUGAUCUACACUGGUAAAGAGACAAAACUGUUAACAAAGUCUAAGGCGAUUCCAGUGAAGCUGUCAAAAAUGGAAAUGAUGACAAACUAUAAAACCAAAAUUCUCUUCAUGGUUUUGAUAAUAGUGUCUUUGCUAAGUGCAACUGCUGCCUGCAUUUUUGAUUCUCGGUUUUUGACAAAUGCGUAUUACCUCCCUUCGUCAGGUUUGUCGACUUCAUCUAUAUAUUUUACUGUUGAUAGGUGAGC
Molecule: messenger RNA, 948 nt
Organism: Enterobius vermicularis (human pinworm)
Lineage: Eukaryota; Metazoa; Nematoda; Chromadorea; Rhabditida; Oxyuridae
Source: the annotation of a GenBank genome assembly